ACAGCCUGUGAUUCCAUGAUUCUACAGCUUGAUCCCAUCCCCUUUGCUAGGAGCAAGUGCAAAGGCUGGCAGCUGUUUUAAAUCCAGAUGCCCUUCAAUCCCUCCCUGCCCGUUUCAGCGGUGCAGCCCUGCCCGAGCAGCAGCUCCGAGCGGGCUCCAGCUGUGCUGGAUGCAGAGCUCUGCCUUCCUCCUUCAGCUGGAAAUGCCGAUCCUCGCAGGCGCCGGGCGGAGCGCGGGCCCUGAGCGCCGGCGGAGCGGGUUUCCAGCAGCAUCCUCGGCGCGGCUCGGCAAGGGAGGGCUCUGGAGGCAGGAGCGCUGCUGACGUGCUGCCGGAGCUGCAGUGGCUCCGCAAUGGCUGAGGCUGCCGGCACUGGGCUCAGCCCGCCGCCCCGCAGCGCCCGGACCCCGCAGCCUGCCGGGGAAACCUGUCCUUAGCUCCGCCGCCUGCUCGGAUCCGCGCUCGGGGGUACGUGGGACCAUCUUCCCAGCUGAGACCACGCUGGAGGGCUCGCACCUGAUCCCAUGAGAGUUGGUCCUGCCAGCCCUUGCCCUCGCCCCGCGGAUGUUGGUGGGACAGGAAUGGUGUUAAUCCCUGGCACUGCCGCCCCCGCUGCCCUGACCUGUUAAGCCCCAUCCCCGUGCCUGGACAGGGGACGGUGCCUCCGCUGUGGUUUGACCUCGAGUCAUGAGGGACAGACCGAGGCACUGAAGGUCAUCGGCCAAGAACAUUGCUGCCCACGUUAACAGGAUUAGUAUUAAAAAGGCCGCAGAAGAUGUAGAGCGCGGCGGGCACGGAGCAGCCGGAGCGAGCGGGGCCGGGCUGGGGCCCUCCCUGCCGCGGCCUCACCAUGGCCAAGAGGGGCUCCAGCAGCCGCGCCAGGGGGGACAAGCCCGACGCCUUGGCCGCCCUGCAGGCUGCCAAUGAGGAGCUCAGGGCCAAGCUCACCGACAUCCAGAUCGAGCUGCAGCAGGAGAAGAGUAAGGUCAGCAAGUUGGAAAGGGAGAAGAAUCAGGAAGUGAAGCAGAUCAAGGAGCACGAACAGCAUAAAAGUACAGUGGUGGUCACAGAGCUCAAAGUCAAACUUCAUGAAGACAAAAUGAAAGAGCUCCAAGCUGUUCGAGAAACACUUCUGAGACAGCACGAAGCUGAACUACUCAGAGUAAUUAAAAUUAAAGAUAAUGAAAUCCAGAGACUACAGACCCUGCUCAACGCCGUGCGCGACGGGGCCCCGGACAAGGUGAAAACGGUGCUGCUCACCGAGGCCAAGGAGGAGGCCAAGAAGGGCUUUGAGGUGGAGAAAAUCAAAAUGCAGCAAGAAAUUUCCGAGCUGAAGGGGGCUAAGAAACAAGUGGAGGAGGCUCUCACUAUGGUCAUCCAAGCUGACAAAAUCAAAGCAGCAGAGAUAAGGAGUGUGUAUCACCUGCACCAGGAGGAGAUCACCAGGAUCAAGAGGGAGUGCGAGAGGGAAAUUCGCAGACUGAUGGAGGAGAUUAAGUUUAAGGACAGAGCAGUCUUCGUGCUGGAGAGAGAGUUAGGGGUGCGAGCCGGGCAUGCUCAGAGACUGCAGCUCCAAAAAGAGGCUUUAGAUGAACAACUGUCCCAGCUCAAAGAGUCUGACCGGCAUCUGAGCAGCCCCAAGCGGGAACUUCCUUAUGCAAGUGGUGCAGGAGACGCUUCAGAUCAUUCGGGAAGCCCCGAACAGCAGUUGGAUGAAAAGGAUGCCCGGCGCUUCCAGCUGAAAAUCGCAGAGCUGAGCGGCAUCAUCCGGAAGCUGGAGGACCGGAACGCGCUGCUGUCGGAGGAGAGGAACGAGCUGUUGAAACGUCUCAGAGAAGCAGAAAGUCAGUAUAAGCCCAUUUUGGACAAAAACAAACGCCUCAGUAGGAAGAAUGAGGAGUUGUCACAUGCCUUACGUCGAAUGGAAAAUAAAUUGAAAUUUGUGACACAGGAAAAUAUCGCGAUGAGGCAAAGAACUGGAGCAAUAAGGAGACCAAGCUCCUUAAAUGACCUUGACCACAGCCAGGAAGAAAGAGAAGUGGAUUUCCUGAGACUACAAGUUAUUGAGCAGCAAAACAUCAUUGAUGAGCUCUCCAAGACCCUGGAGACAGCUGGCUAUGUGAAGAGUGUCAUGGAACGUGAUAAGCUGCUAAGGUUCAGGAAGCAAAGGAAAAAAAUGACAAGAAUUCCUAAGAAGCCGGUGGUGGAGACGUUCUACGGCUACGACGAGGAGGCUUCCCUGGAGUCCGAUGGCUCCUCCAUCUCCUACCAAACUGACCGCACUGACCAGACCCCCUGCACUCCUGAAGACGACCUGGAAGAGGGCAUGGCCAAGGAGGAGACGGAGCUGCGUUUUCGGCAGCUGACGAUGGAGUACCAGGCCCUGCAGCGUGCCUACGCCCUGCUGCAGGAGCAGGUCGGGGGCACCUUGGAUGCAGAACGAGAAGUUAAGACACGUGAGCAGCUCCAAGCAGAAAUACACCGAUCCCAGGCUCAGAUAGAAGACCUGGAGAAGGCUCUGGCUGAGCAGGGACAGGACAUGAAGUGGAUUGAGGAGAAGCAGGCGUUGUACAGAAGAAAUCAGGAACUGGUGGAAAAGAUAAAACAGAUGGAAGCCGAGGAGGCUCGUCUCAAACACGAUGUCCAGGACGUGAAGGACCAAAACGAGCUGCUGGAGUUCAGGAUCUUGGAGCUGGAGGAGAGGGAGAGACGGUCCCCUGCCAUCAACUUCCACCACGGCCCCUUCACAGAGGGGAAGAGCCCUCUGCAGGUGUACUGCGAGGCAGAAGGUGUAACAGACAUAGUGGUAGCAGAGCUGAUGAAAAAGCUGGACAUUUUAGGGGAUAACGCCGUAAGUAACCUGACCAACGAAGAGCAGGUGGUCAUCAUCCAGGCCAGGACUGUCCUCACGCUGGCUGAAAAGUGGCUCCAGCAGAUCGAAGUGACCGAGUCUGCGCUGCAGCAGAAGAUGCUGGAUCUGGAGAACGAGAAGGAGCUGUUCAGCAAGCAAAAGGGCUACCUGGACGAUGAGUUGGACUUCAGGAAACAGUCCCUGGACCAGGCUCACAAGCAAAUUCUGGAAUUAGAAGCCAUGCUCUAUGAUGCCCUGCAGCAAGAAGCUGGAGCCAAAAUUUCCGAACUUCUUUCAGAAGAGGAGAAGGAGAAGCUGAAGAGCGCCGUGGAGCAAUGGAAGCGGCAGGUGAUGAGUGAGCUCCGGGAGAGGGACGCCCAAAUCCUUCGGGAAAGGAUGGAGCUCAUUCAGCACGCACAGCAGAGAAUUAAAGAGCUAGAAGAAAGAAUUGAAGGCCAAAAAAGACAGAUAAAAGAGUUAGAGGAAAAGCUUUCAUUCUUUGGUCAUAGUCCUUCAGGCCACAUGCACAAGCCUCCUGAGGACGCUCCAGCUGCCCCUGCUGUUCUUCCCAGGAGCUCAGCCCUGCUUCCCGAGACCAAUACAGAGACUUUGCCCUUUCCACCCCCCCAGAUCUGUCUCGUACUUUGCUCCUGGCAAUGGGAGGUGCAGUCUGUGGGACCCUUUCCCUGGGGCUGAACCAGGCUGUGUGGGAGUCCCUGCACCACUGAGAUCCCCGAGGGAGUGUUGGGAAAGGACAGAACUAAGCCGACAAAGGAAGCCAAAAACUCUGCUCCUCCCUGUCCUACAGCCACAGGCUCCUCCCGGGGUGCUGGCCCUGCUGCUGGACAAGCCCCGGGCUCUGCGACAGGAGCACCAUAACUAAUUCAGAUACACUGAAUUUAUUUUGGUUCCCUGCUAAGCAGGUGGCAAAUUGCUUCUGUGUAGAAGUGCCCAUGUCCUGUUUGUAUGCCACACAUUAAUGUUUGUUAUCCAUGGUUCUUUAAAAAUCUGUCUUGAAAGAAGAUUUUAAGAAGAGUUCCAGAGGAGUGGCUCAUGAAAAGAUGAAUAUGAAUGAAAAUGAAGUGGUUUGUUCCAAGGUAUUUCUUGAUUACACUGGGUAUGUCCCAUGCUUUGUCAAAUAUCCCAUGAGCCCAGUUUUAGGAAAAAACAUAAAGCUACAUUCAGGAAAUCAAGCUGUAAUUUUUUUUUUUUUUGAGUUGUCAGUAAACCAUGAUGAGAAGAACGAUGCAAUAAUUUAUAAUUGGCUGUCCCUGAACAAUGACAAAAGGCUUAACACUGUCCCAGCAAAAAGUUCAACCUGGGAAA
Corvus hawaiiensis (hawaiian crow) is the source of this 4175-nucleotide messenger RNA. RefSeq names its product Janus kinase and microtubule interacting protein 3 (gene JAKMIP3). Gene Ontology annotation, molecular function: microtubule binding; kinase binding. Lineage: Eukaryota; Metazoa; Chordata; Aves; Passeriformes; Corvidae. Bases 849 to 3545 code for a protein of 898 amino acids. The transcript has 25 exons. The record is from RefSeq and is a predicted model, not a curated record.